Nerophis ophidion (straightnose pipefish) is the source of this 2693-nucleotide messenger RNA. RefSeq names its product G-protein-signaling modulator 2-like. NCBI's taxonomy places the organism in Eukaryota, Metazoa, Chordata, Actinopteri, Syngnathiformes, Syngnathidae. The record is from RefSeq and is a predicted model, not a curated record. The transcript has 15 exons. The coding region runs from base 160 to 2196 and encodes 678 amino acids. Gene Ontology annotation, molecular function: protein binding; GTPase regulator activity.
UAAAUUCGAAGCAGAUUUUUGGGGGAGGGAGGAGUGUCUUUCCCAACUUCUGCUUUGCCAACAAACGGAAUCGUCUUCCUCCCUGAUGGACGGACAAAUCCUGCUGUAAACAGCCAGUGAUAGAAUAGGACUUACCACUUUUCAAGGAUCACAGCAAGGAUGGAGUCGUCAUGUCUGGACCUGGCCCUGGAAGGUGAACGACUCUGUAAGGCCGGCAAUUAUCGUGCUGGUGUGUCUUUCUUUGAGUCAGCCAUCCAGGUUGGAACCGAGGACCUCCAAAUCCUCAGCGCCAUCUACAGCCAGCUUGGCAACGCUUACUUUCACCUGCAGGAAUUUAACAAAGCCUUGGAGUACCACCGGCACGAUCUCACGCUUACAAGGACGAUUGGGGAUGAAGUUGGUGAGGCCAAAGCCAGCGGCAACCUUGGGAACACGUUAAAGCUUUUAGGAAGAUACAAUGAAGCGGUGGUUUGUUGCCAAAGACAUAUAGACAUCACAAGAGCUAUGUGUGAUAAGGUUGGGCAGGCCCGAGCACUAUAUAAUUUUGGGAACGUUUACCACGCCAAGGGCAAAAGCAUCUGUUGGUCGGGGACGGAGCCGGGAGAGUUUCCAGAGGAAGCCAGGAUAGCCCUGAGGAAAGCUGCACAGUACUAUGAAGCAAACCUGUGUCUUGUGAAGGAGUUGGGGGAUCGUGCAGCCCAGGGUCGCACUUAUGGGAACCUUGGUAACACCUAUUACCUACUGGGGGACUUUGAAACUGCUGUUGUAGCGCAUGAAAAGCGCCUACUCGUUGCUAAAGAGUUUGGGGACAAGUCUGCAGAGAGGAGGGCACACUGUAACCUUGGUAACGCUCACAUCUUCCUCAGCCAAUUUGAAGUGGCAGCAGGUCAUUACAAGAGGACUCUGCAGCUCGCCAGGCUUUUGAAGGACAAGGCGGUGGAGGCCCAGGCCUGUUACAGCCUGGGUAACACCUACACAUUACUUCAGGACUAUGAGAGAGCCAUAGAUUAUCACCUCAAACAUCUGGUCAUUGCUCAGGACCUCAACGACAGAAUUGGGGAAGGAAGGGCCUACUGGAGUCUAGGAAAUGCCCACACUGCCCUAGGGAACCACGAGCAAGCUAUGCACUUUGCUGAAAAACAUCUGGAAAUUGCCAAAGAAACAGAAGACAAAAGUGGUGAGGCGACGGCGCGGAUGAAUUUGUCUGACCUCCGGCUGGUUGUAGGCCUAAAGUCCAGCAUCUAUUCCAACAUCUUCAGCAAAACUAACAGCUCUGCCCUUUCAGUUAGCCAUCAGAGUUACCUCAGCAUGUCCGGAACAAAGUCUCCAUUAAAGAAGGAAGGUAGUGCAGAUCUAAGUCCAAAUUCAUCAUUAAGUCAGGACUGGGAGGAAGAUAAACUCUCCAGGUCAUCAAAAAAUAACACCAUCAAAGCUUCCACUAAACUUUUUCUUUUUCACCGACUAAAAAGUAAAAAACGGAAGAGCAACAAAUCUCCCAAAGAGCAGCAUGACAGUGCCUCAGACCUCUCAGUGCCUGAUUUGGACCCGCCAAAGUCUUCCAAGCAAGUGUCACAUGACACAAUUGGGGAGGAUAGCUUUUUCGACCUCCUCUCUCGUUUCCAGGGCAACCGAAUGGACGACCAAAGGUGCUCUCUUAUCGAUGGCUUGAACCAUCAGCCCGCCAGCUCCUCUCCCUCGUCCACCCCUGUUGUAGCUGAAAGGAAAUCUACACUGGACGGCGAAGCACCAUUGCAGGAUCCUGGUCAUUUCCUGGAGCUGCUGGCCAGCUCCCAGGCCCGUCGGCUGAACGACCAGCGAGUCAGCCUGAGCCAUUUUCCUGGCUUGAGACUCAGCACCUGCAACCUGCCCAGUACACCCUCCACCUCCUGCGAAAACCAAGCCCCCGUUCAAGCCCAUAUUUCGAAUCCAGGUCCAGCUCACAUACAAUCCCAGUACAACUGCAUGGAGCCCAGCAUUGAGCAGCCUGAGGGGGAUGAUGUCUUCUUUGACAUGCUCGUCAAGUGCCAGGGCUCCCGACUGAAUGACCAGAGGUGUGCUGCUCCACCUUCUGCCACACGAGGAAUGACUGUCCCAGAUGAUGAUAUCUUUAGUCUCAUCUUGCGUUCUCAGGCAAACAGGAUGGAAGAACAGCGGGUCCUGCCUCCAUCUGACGUCAUUCAGUCCAAACCGGACUGAUGGAAUAGAAGGAACUACUAUAUAUUGCAUUUUUUUUAAUUUUAGGAUUCAAACUGGAACUAUUAAUCUUUUUUUUUUUAACUAUUUUUUUAUAUACCUCACUCUUUAAUUGAGGAGUAAGACAAAAUAGUAAUUGUAUGGAUCAGGAAUAUGAAGCUUCCACGCUGGAAGUUGACCGGAAGAUUCACAUCAGUCAUAUUUGGUAGUGCUUCUCUGUUAUGCCAUUCACAAGGCCUACGAAGAAAAAAAUAUGAUGUACUUAACUGUACAAGAACAUCUUUGCCUUUUAAGUACAUUCUCUGCUUCCCCAGGUACAAAUCAUUCAGCAAAACGGUCUUGAUUUAUCCUUUGAAAGAAUGAACUCUUUCAGCAUGUACUGCACACAUAAUUGCCAACAUAUUUGAGAUGGUCUUGUUUGAAAUAAGACUGCUCACGAAGUAAAAGGAAAAUAUGUUUAGAAUGUUACACCAUAAAAAAAUUAAAUAAUUACAUGCUGA